GAUGUGCCGAACAAGAUCCCCGAUCUGGUUGGCUGGUUAACAAACAAUACAUUUCAAUCAAAAUUCGAACACAUGUCAACAUAAAUAAACCAAACAAAAAUUUUUAAGUUUAAACAUACAAUAGACUUCGAUUUUAGCGAGUGUGAACUGCAGGUCAGGCUUAGUGUGACUCCUGCCAUAACAUCUGUUUUUAACUUUUCGACACCCUUUCCUCGCCUCCUUCCUCCUCAAUCACCUGUAUAUCAAAGGUCGCCGGUGAAAUAUCCUCAGUGUACUCUCAGCACAGUUCUUGUACUGACACGCUGCACAAGCUAAAAAAUGAAGUCGUAUCUCCCCCUUGGGGUAGUUUUUCUCUUAGCUGCGAGAUGGAUUUCUGGCCAAGAACUGUUGCAAAAUCCAGGUUUUGAAUCCCUGACCGGCUGGGAGUGCUGGGACCCCGUGAACUGCUCUCUGUCGGAUGAGCGCCAUUCAGGCGAGCAUGGUCUUGCGGUGACCAACAGACAGCAGGACUGGCACGGUCCUACACAGUACAUCCAAACAACCCCAGGUCACGUGUAUGAGGUCAGCGGGUACAUUAAGCUGCUGAAUGGUGACGAUCAGAAUGGUGUGAGAGUCGACUUACAACUGGAUAUUGAAUAUACAGAUGGAAGUCAUGACUACAAGUCGGCAGCAUCAAAGUCAAGGGUCAAGCCCUCUGAUGGGUGGAUCCAAGUUUUGGGAGCUUUCACUGCUCCCACCAAAGCCGUAACAAAGAUACGAAUCUACUACCAAGUGUCUGUGGCAUCAGUCAACUACAUCGUGGAUGAUGCCUCGAUGGUGGAGAUUAGUAAUAGACAGAGGAGGGCGAGCUGCUGCGGAACGGAGGGUUCGAGUACAUGGGCGACUGGGAUUGCUGGGACCCUGUCGUCUGCACUCUGGUCAACGACAAGCACUCUGGACAACACUCUUUCCAGAUCACAGCAAGGCAGCAGACCUGGAUGGGUCCCUCCCAGUACGUCAACGUGACGGCCGGUCAUGUUUAUGCCGCCACUGGCUACGUCAAGCUGCUGAACGACAAAGAGGGACAGGUCACGGGUCAAAAGGUCGACAUGGUAGUGGCCUUCACCUUCACGGACAAUUCCAAUGACUACGAAACAGCCGGGUCUCAUUCGGGUGCCAAGGUGGCCGACGGGUGGAUACGUGUGACUGGAAGCGUGAAGGCUCCUACUACCAAACCAAUCAAGUCUGCGAGGUUUUACUUCCAAGGACCCGACCCCUCCAUCAACUUCCUGGUGGACCAGGCUUCCCUCAAGGACCUCGGCGCUCCAGAGACAGCCAUCAUAAACUUCGACAACAGCAUCGAGAAAAUCCGCAAGAGUAACAUCACCCUCAGGCUUUCAACCAGCAGUCACUUCAAUUCUCACGAUGUUACGAUCCAUCUUGUACAGAUGAACAAAUCAUUUCCAUUUGGAACAGCUGUGGCUGCAGGCAAAUACAACGACCCUCAGAUGACCAAGUACCGAGACUUCAUCCAUGGUCACUUUAACUGGGCCGUUCCUGAAAAUGCCCUCAAGUGGUAUUCUAUUGAGCCUAACCAGGGGCACAGAAACUUUAAACCUGCACUUGACCUGAUCCAUGGACUGAGAGCUCACGGACUCAAGGUUCGCGGACAUAACCUGGUGUGGUCUGUGGACCAGUACGUUCAAAACUGGGUUCAGCAGCUGCCGCCAGAUGAGCUGCGCGUCACGGUGAAGGCGCACAUCGAGGACACCAUGAACGUCACCAGAGGACUUCUGGAACACUGGGAUGUCAACAACGAGAACCUUCAUGGUCAGUUUUUCCAAAACCGACUGAACGACACUGACUACAACCUCGAGUUGUUCCGUAUUGCUCGUGCGGCGGACCCCAAGCCGAAGCUCUUCCUCAACGACUACAAUGUGGUGGCUACGGCUACUCUACAGACGUGAGACUACCUUCACCAAGCACUGCAGUUCAAAGCCGCUGAAGUAGGGCUCUAUGGACUUGGAGUACAGUGCCAUUUCGGCGAGAACCAAGAACCAGACGGAUUUCUCAUCAAGCAACGCUUGGACACACUGGCGGAGGCAGGGCUGCCCAUCUGGGCCACGGAGUUGGAUGUCGUGGCAGAAGAUGCCAACAAGCGGGCUGACCUGUACGAGAUCGCACUCAAGGCCUUCUAUGCGCACCCCUCCGUUGAGGGCAUCAUGUUCUGGGGGUUCUGGGAUCAGAGCCACUGGCGGGGAGAGAAAGCCUCGUUGGUAACGGGCUCAAAUCUGGAGCCGAAUGCGGCCGGUCAACGUGUCCUUGACCUGUUUGAACGCCAGUGGAUGACAGACAAACUUGUGGCCUUCAACACCACGAACCACGUGACUGUUCGCGGUUUCCAAGGAGACUACCAGCUUCACGUGCUUUAUAAAGGUGAGGAACUGAAGAACCUGACGCAGAGCUUCACGCUGGGGAAGUCCGCUCACACCAUCAACAUCAACGUUCAUUAGAAGCGCCCACUUGCAUUUUUACCUACUUUUGUUUUUAUAAAUAAUUUGUAUCUUGUACCUACUUGUACCUUCUGAAAACGGAAUAAAGAUAUUCUUGCCGGAUGCA
This is a messenger RNA of Pomacea canaliculata, 2598 nucleotides long. RefSeq names its product endo-1,4-beta-xylanase A-like. Gene Ontology annotation, biological process: carbohydrate metabolic process. The record is from RefSeq and is a predicted model, not a curated record. NCBI's taxonomy places the organism in Eukaryota, Metazoa, Mollusca, Gastropoda, Architaenioglossa, Ampullariidae. The transcript is spliced from 15 exons. Gene Ontology annotation, molecular function: hydrolase activity, hydrolyzing O-glycosyl compounds.